This is a messenger RNA of Sporothrix schenckii 1099-18, 747 nucleotides long. RefSeq names its product O-methyltransferase. Bases 1 to 747 code for a protein of 248 amino acids. The record is from RefSeq and is a predicted model, not a curated record. The transcript has a single exon. NCBI's taxonomy places the organism in Eukaryota, Fungi, Ascomycota, Sordariomycetes, Ophiostomatales, Ophiostomataceae.
AUGUCUCCCAAUACCGCCAUCCGCGAUGAGCCGGAGCACAUCCGUACGCUCUUGACGCGCCUCCACGGUGAGUCAAAGGCCCAAGAAGCGUCGCUGUCGCGGGCAGACUACGACAAGGCGUUGAUCCACGAUGUGAUGCGCGACAAGUUCAUCGCGCUCGACGAGGACAAGGCGCACUACAUCUACCAGCUGUUGCGGGCGACGGAGGCGACCACGAUCGUGGAGGCAGGCACGUCGUUUGGUGUGAGCACCAUCUACUUGGCACUGGCCGCUCUGGCGAAUGCCAAGGCCGCAGGCGGUGGCAAGACGGCCCGUGUUGUGGCGACGGAGCACGAGCCGACCAAGGCGGCACGGGCACGCGAGCACUGGCAGCUGUGCGGCGACGACGUGGUCAAGGCGAUUGACCUGCGCGAGGGCGACCUGCGCGAGACGCUCAAGACGGAUUUGGAAGCGGUCGACUUUCUCCUUCUGGACAGUAGGUCACGAACCCCGAUUGCUGAGCCUUCUUUGCAUGAACUCUGGUUAUUCACACACACAGUCUGGACACCCAUGGCGCUGCCGACGCUCAAGAUUGUGCAGCCCAAGCUGCGACACGGCGCGCUGAUUAUUGCCGACAACACGGUCACGGCCAAAGAGAGCUACAAGGAGUUUUUGGACUACGUGCGUGCGCCGGGCAGUGGUUUCGUUGGCACGACGGUGCCGUUUGAAGGUGGCCUCGAGGUGCUUGUCUAUGCUCCAAGCCAGUAG